AUGGCGGCGUUCGUAGCUAGGGAGAGGCGGGAUAGGGUCGUACUUGACACUUGCCGUUGGUCGGCGGCCGGCGGCCUUGCCGUGGGUCGGCGGCCGGCGGCCUCGCCGUUGGUCGUCGGUCGGCGGCCUCGCCGUUGGUCGUCGGUCGGCGGCCUCCCCGUUGGUCGGCGGCCGGUGGCCUCGCCGUUGGUCGGCGGCCGGCGGCCUUGCCGUUGGUCGGUGGCCGGCGACCGGCGGCCUUGCCGUUGGUCGGCGGCCGGCGGCCUUGCCGUGGGUCGGCGGCCGGCGGCCUUGCCGUGGGUCGUCGGCCGGCGGCCUUGCCGUUGGACGGUGGCCUUGCCGUUGGUCGGCGGCCGGCGGCCUUGCCGUUGGUCGGCGGCCGGCGGCCUUGCCGUUGGUCGGCGGCCGGCGGCCUUGCCGUUGGUCGGCGGCCUGCGGCCUUGCCGUUGGUCGUCGGUCGGCGGCCUUGCCGUUGGCCGGCGGCCUUGCCCUUGGUCGGCGGCCUUGCCGUUGGCCGGCGGCCGGCGGCCUUGCCGUGGGUCGGCGGCCUUGCCGUUGGCCGGCGGCCUUGCCGUUGGCCGGCGGCCUUGCCGUUGGUCGGCGGCCUUGCCGUUGGCCGGAGGCCGGCGGCCUUGCCGUUGGUCGGCGGCCGGCGGCGAUGCCGUUUGUCGGCGGCCGGCGGCGAUGCCGUUUGUCGGCGGCCGGCGGCCUUGCCGUGGGUGGGGGACCGGCGGCCUUGCCGUUGGUCGGCGGCCGGCGGCCUUGCCGUUGGUCGGCGGCCGGCGGCCUUGCCGUUGGUCGGCGGCCGGCGGCCUUGCCGUUGGUCGGCGGCCGGCGGCCUUGCCGUUGGUCGGCGGCCGGCGACCGGCGGCCUUGCCGUUGGUCGGCGGCCGGCGGCCUUGCCGUGGGUCGGCGGCCGGCGGCCUUGCCGUGGGUCGGCGGCCGGCGGCCUUGCCGUUGGUCGGCGGCCGGCGGCCUUGCCGUUGGUCGGCGGCCUUGCCGUUGGUCGGCGGCCGGCGGCCGGCGGCCUUGCCGUUGGACGGCGGCCUUGCCGUUGGCCGGCGGCCUGCGGCCUUGCCGAUGGUCGGCGGCCGGCGGCGAUGCCGUUUGUCGUCGGCCGGCGGCCUUGCCGUUGGUCGGCGGCCUUGCCGUUGGUCGGCGGCCGGCGGCCUUGCCUUGGUCGGCGGCCGGCGGCCUUGCCGUUGGUCGGCGGCCGGCGGCCUUGCCGUUGGUCGGCGGCCGGCGGCCUUGCCGUUGGUCGGCGGCCGGCGGCCUACGGCCUUGCCGUUGGCCGGGGGCCGGCGGCCUUGCCGUUGGCCGGCGGCCGGCGGCCUUGCCGUGGGUCGGCGGCCUUGCCGUUGGCCGGCGGCCUUGCCGUUGGUCGGCGGCCGGCGGCCUUGCCGUUGGUCGGCGGCCGGCGGCCUUGCCGUUGGUCGGCGGCCGGCGGCCUUGCCGUUGGUCGGCGGCCGGCGGCCUUGCCGUUGGUCGGCGGCCGGCGGCCUUGCCGUUGGUCGGCGGCCCGCGGCCGGCGGCCGGGCCGUUGGUCGGCGGCCGGCGGCCGGCGGCCGGGCCGUUGGUCGGCGGCCGGCGGCCGGGCCGUUGGUCGGCGGCCGGCGGCCUUGCCGUUGGUCGGAGGCCUUGCCGUUGGUCGGCGGCCGGCGGCCUUGCCGUUGGUCGGCGGCCUGCGGCCUUGCCGUUGGUCGUCGGUCGGCGGCCUUGCCGUUGGCCGGCGGCCUUGCCCUUGGUCGGCGGCCUUGCCGUUGGCCGGCGGCCGGCGGCCUUGCCGUGGGUCGGCGGCCUUGCCGUUGGCCGGCGGCCUUGCCGUUGGCCGGCGGCCUUGCCGUUGGUCGGCGGCCUUGCCGUUGGCCGGAGGCCGGCGGCCUUGCCGUUGGUCGGCGGCCGGCGGCGAUGCCGUUUGUCGGCGGCCGGCGGCGAUGCCGUUUGUCGGCAGCCGGCGGCCUUGCCGUGGGUGGGGGACCGGCGGCCUUGCCGUUGGUCGGCGGCCGGCGGCCUUGCCGUUGGUCGGCGGCCGGCGGCCGGGCCGUUGGUCGGCGGCCGGCGGCCUUGCCGUUGGUCGGCGGCCGGCGGCCUUGCCGUUGGUCGGCGGCCGGCGGCCUUGCCGUUGGUCGGCGGCCGGCGGCCUUGCCGUGGGUCGGCGGCCGGCGGCCUUGCCGUUGGUCGGCGGCCGGCGGCCUUGCCGUUGGUCGGCGGCCGGCGGCCGGCGGCCUUGCCGUUGGACGGCGGCCUUGCCGUUGGCCGGCGGCCUGCGGCCUUGCCGAUGGUCGGCGGCCGGCGGCGAUGCCGUUUGUCGUCGGCCGGCGGCCUUGCCGUUGGUCGGCGGCCGGCGGCCUUGCCUUGGUCGGCGGCCGGCGGCCUUGCCUUGGUCGGCGGCCGGCGGCCUUGCCGUUGGUCGGCGGCCGGCGGCCGGCGGCCUUGCCGUUGGUCGGCGGCCGGCGGCCUGCGGCCUUGCCGUUGGCCGGGGGCCGGCGGCCUUGCCGUUGGCCGGCGGCCUUGCCGUUGGCCGGCGGCCUUGCCGUUGGUCGGCGGCCGGCGGCCUUGCCGUUGGUCGGCGGCCGGCGGCCUUGCCGUUGGUCGGCGGCCGGCGGCCUUGCCGUUGGUCGGCGGCCGGCGGCCUUGCCGUUGGUCGGCGGCCGGCGGCCUUGCCGUUGGUCGGCGGCCGGCGGCCGGCGGCCGGGCCGUUGGUCGGCGGCCGGCGGCCUUGCCGUUGGUCGGAGGCCUUGCCGUUGGUCGGCGGCCCGCGGCCUUGCCGUUGGUCGGCGGCCGGCGACCGGCAGCCUCGCCGUUGGUCGGCGGCCGGCGGCCUUGCCGUUGGUCGGCGGCCGGCGGCUGGCGGCCUUGCCGUUGGUCGGCGGCCGGCGGCCUUGCCGUUGGUCGGCGGCCGGCGGUCGGCGGCCGUCGGCCUUGCCGUUGGUCGGCGGCCGGCGGCCUUGCCGUUGGUCGUCGGCUGGCGGCCGGCGGCCUUGCCGUUGGUCGGCGGCCGGCGGCCUUGCCGUUGGUCGGCGGCCGGCGGCCGGGCCGUUGGUCGGCGGCCGGCGGCCGGGCCGUUGGUCGGCGGCCGGCGGCCUUGACGUUGGUCGGCGGCCGGCGGCCGGCGGUCUUGCCUGUUACGAUAAGAAUGAAAUUGAUAGAAAAUGUGAAGUACAACCCUAG
Closterium sp. Naga37s-1 is the source of this 3171-nucleotide messenger RNA. NCBI's taxonomy places the organism in Eukaryota, Viridiplantae, Streptophyta, Zygnematophyceae, Desmidiales, Closteriaceae. The record is from the annotation of a GenBank genome assembly.